Pisolithus orientalis is the source of this 1098-nucleotide messenger RNA. RefSeq lists its product as uncharacterized. The record is from RefSeq and is a predicted model, not a curated record. Lineage: Eukaryota; Fungi; Basidiomycota; Agaricomycetes; Boletales; Pisolithaceae. Bases 1 to 1098 code for a protein of 365 amino acids. The transcript has 7 exons.
AUGCAAGCCUACUCCAUCAACAACGCAUGUCCUGUGUUCAGCAUGAGGGACCAGGUGGCCACAGCACUUGCAGCCACUCUAGGGCAUGUCUGGGACCUGAUUGAGAUGGUGCCACAGCCAGAGGAGAGGUUGGAGAUGAUCUACGUGUGGGUGGAGGACUGGGACAAGAUUUGGAAUUACCAUACCAAAGUGGAGCAAAGACGAGUCCACAUCAACAACAUCUUCGAAGACUAUCAGGAGAGGGUAGAGUUGAGGGCACAGCUUGAGGUGGAGAGGUUGACAAGGGAACCUUCUAUGUGCACACACAGUCAGGCAGCAACAACAACAGGCAAGGGGAAGGGUAAGGAAAAGGUCACAGAUGAGGUCGAUGAGCUGGAGAACAACGAAGGCAACCAUCCACCUAACCCUGACCCAUCGAAAGCUGGUGCUCCAGCACCUGAAGUCAACCUUCGAUGCAGGGAGUGCAUGAAGGUGAAUGCAGUGUGCAAAGGGCUACCUGGGGAGUCAUGCAAACAAUGUAGGCAGGCCAAGUGGAAGUGUAGUCAGUCACUCAGAGUGGGUAGGAAGUGCAAGAACACUGGAAGUGGAGGGACAGCUGCUGGGCUGUCGCAUAAAUGGACCAAGUCAGUAAUGGUAAUGAUGAUGACUGAAACUCCAGUGAUGACUGGGCUGAAACUCCAGAUCCCUGCUCACAAACCACCCCCCAGGCAAAACUCUGAACUGACUCCUGUACACCCAACACCUCGAGCAAGUCCCCCUUUGCUUUCUGACAUGCCCCCACCUCCUUGGACUUUUUGGCAACCAACUGGAUUAUUGGACGAUCCACCUGCACCUGUCAUCAGCACACAGGAUGAGUCUGAAGGUCCUCCAGUUGAAGAAACUCCACAGAUCACAAACCCGAGUGAAUCGACUACACAUGAGACUCUUGCUGAGUGCAUCCAACUGUUGGAGGGUAGGGCAGAUGAUGAGGAGUUUGAGUUGACCCAGAUCCACCAGAUGCUGGGGCUGUUGGUGACACGAGUGGAGCAACAAAUCAGUGCAGUUCAGGGGCGAUGUGAGGAGCUGAAGAGGUUGAAGGAUCAGCUCAAAGAUAUGUAG